AGUGCUGAAAGUUUAAAAGUAAAGUUUAAUAUGGAGAUUCUGUUGCUAUUUGCUUUUGUUUUGGCUCUUGCCUUUGUCAUUGAAUGGCUUUUGAGGCAAUUGAAGAUUGCAGAUUACGAAUCACGAUAUGUACUAAUUACUGGAUGUGAUUCGGGUUUCGGACAUGAAUUAGCAAGGAAGCUGGAUAAGUUAAAUUUUCACGUGUUUGCUUGUUGCUUGACCAAAGAUGCUGUUGAGAAAUUCAGUGCGACGAGUUCGUCGAAAUUGAAAGCGAUAGAAAUGGACGUCUCAAAGGAUGCUAGUAUUGAAAAGGCAAUGGAAAUAGUAAAGAGGGUAUUACCAGAUGGAAAAGGACUUUGGGCAGUUGUGAACAAUGCUGGUAUUGUGGGUGGAAUUGGGUCCAUUAAACUUCAAACUAGACAGGACUACGAAAAAACACACGGCGUUAUCAUGGUAACGAAAGCAUGCAUGCCAUUAGUUCUGAAGGAAAAAGGGCGUUUCGUUAAUACAGCAAGUGUUUUGGGAAGAAUCGCAUUCUUAAACUCGUCAUACGCAAUUUCCAAAUACGGCGUAGAGGCCUUUUCUGAUGUACUUAGACGAGAGCUUUAUAGAACAGGUGUGAAGGUACAGAUUAUUGAGCCUGGGGCUUUCAUAACGUCAAUUUGGGGAACUGUCAGGCGGUUGGCUGAACAGAAAGCAGCGGGCUUGAAUUUACCAGCCGAAGUCAGGUCGCAACUUCCUGAUGAUGCCUUAGCCCAACGUGAGUACUCUUUAUCACUUGCACAAGCUGGUGUGUAUUCGACAGUUCGCGGCAUUAAACUACAACAGCAGAUUGUGAUAAUGUAA
Messenger RNA from Mercenaria mercenaria, 846 nucleotides. RefSeq names its product 17-beta-hydroxysteroid dehydrogenase type 6-like. Gene Ontology annotation, molecular function: oxidoreductase activity. The transcript has 3 exons. NCBI's taxonomy places the organism in Eukaryota, Metazoa, Mollusca, Bivalvia, Venerida, Veneridae. Bases 31 to 846 code for a protein of 271 amino acids. The record is from RefSeq and is a predicted model, not a curated record.